Molecule: messenger RNA, 1155 nt
Organism: Mesorhabditis spiculigera
Lineage: Eukaryota; Metazoa; Nematoda; Chromadorea; Rhabditida; Rhabditidae
Source: the annotation of a GenBank genome assembly
AUGAGGAGCCGGAGUGCACUGCGACGGCGCAAAACGAUUGCAUUGCUUGCGGCCAUUUGUCUCUGCUCGCUGCCGGUGCCAUACUUGUUCUUCUACGCGCGAAAUGAAGAGCCAUCGGUGGAGGGGAAACUAAACGUGGCUUCAAAAACACUGAGCUUCACGAGUGUCCUUCGUGGAGAGCAUUGCGUCGCAUACAACAUCACUAGAGCCGAGAAAUCAUACCUCGUCGACGGUUUACAUCCAAUAACACUGGCCAGCCAUGCGACCGCCAACUUCUUCCCGUUGAUUUAUGAUCAAGCAUCCGUUCGACUUCACGAAUGCAAUUUCCAUUUCCGAGACAAGCUGUCGUUGCACGCCGUCUUCAGUCCAACCCCAUUCCACGACGUCUUCUGCCCGCCGAUAGUCCUCUCGCCAGCCGAUGUUUUGUGCAGCGACCUAAGCUUUGUAUAUGCUAGACAGUCGGUGGCCCAUCUUUUGGCGCCGUUCCAGAUCUACCCGAUCAAUUUGAUGCGCAACGUCGCUAGGAUUGGCGCAAGAAGCCCUUUUCACUUUGUAACCGACAUCGAGAUGGUGUUUUCGAAAAGCUUUGCUACUCGCGCGCAGCCGGUAGUCAAUUUAUACUUGAACGAAACCGUGAAAAAUGCGCUGGUGAUCCGUAAAUUCGAGGUACCUUUAAAAUCUACUCCUCCACGCUACCUCGGUGAUAUAGCGGCUCGUUUGAGGAACCAUACAGCUUUCGAAUUCCACCACAAAUUCUUUCCGCUGGGCCAUACGAUUCCAGGCCUAUGGCAUUGGCUGAGGUUGUCAAAGAACCCCCAAAUUUCGGUCUAUGAGAUUCCAUACAAAAGCCCGUCUUGGGAGCCGCAAUUUAUUUUACAUGAAUCUGCUCCACUCAAUGAAGAGCAAGUUCCCACUCGGCACCGUGAUCAGCAAGUAUUAUGCUGGGAAUUGUGCCGAGCCGGGUACAAUUUCCUUCUUGCCAGCCACCUCUUCAAUGUGCACAAGGGCAUCAAGUUGGCCGAGACGAAUCUCGACAUGGCUGUCAAGCGACACCAAAUACCUCUAACUAAGCCGUCCCUAAAACAUUUUGUCGACCGGAUACGAGCGCAGUACGGUGAUGCCUUUGAAAAGAAAUGUGGUCGUUUUGUGAUUGAU